Molecule: messenger RNA, 1985 nt
Organism: Mus caroli (Ryukyu mouse)
Lineage: Eukaryota; Metazoa; Chordata; Mammalia; Rodentia; Muridae
Biological process (GO): regulation of transcription by RNA polymerase II
Cellular component (GO): nucleus
Molecular function (GO): DNA-binding transcription factor activity, RNA polymerase II-specific; RNA polymerase II cis-regulatory region sequence-specific DNA binding
Source: RefSeq, a predicted model, not a curated record
CACCACCAUCCGGGUUGGGAUGUGUCAGGCGCUACUCCCUCUUGGUAUCUGCGAUUCUCUGCAUCUUUCUGUCGUCCGUGCCGAUCGCUGCUGGGGGAAGCUCCAUAAUUAGGACCCUGGUGUCCAGGAACCGGAAAUGGGUUCCGUGUCGUUUGAGGACAUUGCUGUGGACUUCUCCUGGGACGAAUGGCAGCAUCUGGACAUGGCUCAGAGGACUCUCUACAGGGACGUGAUGCUGGAGAACUACAGCAGUCUCCUGUUCUUAGGACAUUGCAUGACCAAACCUGAGGUGAUCUUCCAGUUGGAGCAUGGAUUUGGGCCAUGGCCUGUGGGAGACUCCUCUGUCCGCAGCCUUCCAGGUAUUCAUAAAGUGACUACCUCCUUUGAGACCCACCAGGAAAAUCACAAGGGAUAUUUAUGGCAAGUUGAAAUCACCAACAGCCAGACUUCAAAUGAGAAAAUUAUUGAAGCAGACCUGAAAGUGGCACAGAAGAUCCAACAAGGGACAGCAUCCUAUGAAGAUAAAGAUGUUGUGAAGGCAUUUCUCCAGCAGUCACAGCACACAAGGAGUCAGAUGAGUUACUCAUGUAAGAAAAGCAUCCAAUGUAAGUCGCCUCUCAGUAACUGUCAGAGGCUUCUUAGUGAGGAGACGCAGUACACACACAGACCGCGCAGGAAGUCACACCUGACUGAACAGAGAAGUCACGAAGGGGAGAAGCCAUGUGAAAGCUCAGGAUGUGGGAAAGCUUCCCACACCAAGUCUCAGCGUCAGACCACUCAUAGAGAUGAGAAGCCCUACAAAUGUCUAGAAUGUGGGAAAUAUUUCUACUACAAGUCACAAAUCAUUGAGCAUCAAAGAAGUCAUACAGGGGAGAAGCCUUAUGAGUGUACAGAAUGUGGGAAAUCUUUCAGCUAUAAAUCCCAUCUCACUGUACAUCACAGAAGUCACACCGGUGAGAAGCGUCAUGAAUGUACAGAAUGUAGAAAAGUUUUUUACUAUAAGUCACAACUCACUCGACACCAGAGGAGUCAUACAGGGGAGAAGCCCUAUGAAUGUAUGAAAUGUGGAAAAUCUUUCUACUGUAACACACAUCUUUCUUUGCACCAGCGAAUUCAUGUAAAUGUGAAACCCUAUGCAUGUACAGAAUGCGGGAAAACGUUCUCUUUCAGCGCAUGCCUCACUAGACACCAGAGGAUUCAUACAAAUGAAAAGCCCUAUAAAUGUUCACAUUGCCCCAAAGCUUUUUACUUUAAGAAACAACUUACUCAUCAUGAGAAAACUCAUGCUACAGAGAAGCGCUUUGAAUGUAAACAGUGUGGUAAAGCAUUUUACUGGAGGGCCAACCUUACUGUGCAUCAGAAAACACAUGGUGGGGAGAAGCCCUUUGAAUGUAAACAAUGUGGAAAAGCAUUUUACUGCAAGUCCCACCUCACUGUGCAUCAGAGAACUCAUAUAAGUGAAAAGCUCUAUCAAUGUUCACAGUGCAGGAAAGCGUUCUACUCUCAGACACAGCUUGCUGUUCAUCAGAGAAUUCACACUGAUGAGAAGCCCUAUGAAUGUAAGCAAUGUGACAAAACAUUCUACAGCAAGUCUGGGCUUACUGCACAUCAGAAAACUCAUACGGGCGAGAAGCCCUAUGGAUGUAAAGAGUGUGGGAAAGCAUUCUAUAACAAGUACUUGCUCAUUGAGCAUCACAGAGUGCACACAGGUGAAAAGCCCUAUCAAUGUACAGAAUGCAAGAAAGCAUUNUNCUNCAANAAANAUCUUUCUCUACAUCAGAAAACUCAUGCAAGUGAGAAGUCAUUUCAUUGUGCAGAGUGUGGGAAAGCUUUCUCCUGGAUGUCACACCUCACUCAGCAUCAGAGAAUUCACACAGGGGCAACUUCAAGGGCCUCCUGAAGAUGGAUAUCAAGGGGCAGGAGAUGCAUGGGACUGGGGAGUGAAAUUCACAAAGACUCAAUAAAAGUUUUUUUGUUUUUUUGAA